Molecule: messenger RNA, 5026 nt
Organism: Xiphophorus couchianus (Monterrey platyfish)
Lineage: Eukaryota; Metazoa; Chordata; Actinopteri; Cyprinodontiformes; Poeciliidae
Gene: ctnnd1
Product: catenin (cadherin-associated protein), delta 1
Exons: 23
Coding region: 280-3075 (931 amino acids)
Biological process (GO): cell-cell adhesion
Cellular component (GO): plasma membrane; adherens junction; cytoplasm
Molecular function (GO): protein binding
Source: RefSeq, a predicted model, not a curated record
UCCUGUGGGAAGGUGAGGAGCCACACCGACCUUUCCCAUAGGAGUGACAAAAAGUUUCUUCUGUUUAUUGGAUCAUUUGUGAAAUUUAGAAACCACAUAACCCUAAUUACUUUAGAAUAAAUCCACCCUGGAUCUGGCUCGUAUCGUUUUGAACUAUCCGGCUUUCUUAUCUGUCGCUGGCCCCCACAUCUUCCUCCCCCCAGCGGAGAGGAAGAGGACAGACAAGUAGACAGCGAAGGCGAGGAGGAAAGGAAAAAAACUGCGCUGCAUAGUGUGUGAAUGGAGCAGUGUGCGAGUACGGCCUCCCUGCUGGCCUCCGUGCGGGAGCAGGAGAGGCAGUUUGAGAUGCUGAGCCGGGCUCUGGAGGAGGAGCGGAGGUCGUGUGCCGGCACCUUGCCCCGCCCCCUCCCCAACAUGCAGAACGGCCGCAUUCCUUGUGAUGCAGACCUAGAAAGGCUGACGCUGAACGAGGGUUACAUCAACGGGACGCAUCAUUUCAGGAUGGAGCCUGGUCAGCUGAUGCAGGAGACUUUCACAAUGGAGGAGCCUCAGGAGGUGGCCCCGGUAAUCUCCGUGGAGAUGGAUGACGAUGGGACUACAAGGCGCACAGAAACCACGGUGAAGAAAGUUGUAAAGACCACCACUACUCGCACAGUCAUCCCCUCUGUGUCGGACACUCUGUCUGUGGAUGGAGGCGGUUCCCUUGUUGGGGGUUACGCCUCACCCAUGGUCUACAGACAGGGCCCUGGCGGCGCUGUGCCCAUGGAGUACCCCACCCAUACCGUGCCCCGCAAUUAUCACUACAGUCCCGCGGGGGGCUACGACGACUACCGUGGAGGACCUCCGUCUGAGCCAUACUCCAGCCUUAGCAGGGGGGCUCGGAUGGACGAUCGCUACAGACCAAUCCACCCAGACGGCUACAGAACCCUGGAUCCAAGCUACCGAGCUCCUAGCAGGAACCAGUUGGACCCAUAUGCUGCCCAACCACAAGUUGGGCGACUGGGAAGUGCAAUGGAGCUGUCGUCCAUUCCCCGGUUUGUCGCAGAUCCGUACGGUCUGGAGGAUGACCAGCGCAGCAUCGGCUACGACGAGCCAGACUACGGCAUGGGACACCCAAUGCACUACAACACCAUGCCCCUCAACCACGCCUUCCCACAUGGCCCUCCGCCGCGCAGGACUGGGAGUUAUGAAGGCGCUUUAGAUGGUGCAGGAGAGGUUUACUAUUAUGGUGCCGGGGCACCUCUGGCUAAGGGUGAGAGGGGCAGCGUGGCUUCACUGGACACUCUGAGUAUGAGGAAAGGACCACCAGCUAGUGGAUGGCGUCAGCCAGAGCUGCCAGAGGUCAUCGCCAUGCUGAACUACAGACUGGACCCAGUCAGGAGCAAUGCAGCUGCAUACCUGCAGCAUCUCACCUUUAAGAACGACAAAGUGAAGUCUGAUGUCCGCCGACUGAAAGGCAUUCCUGCCCUUGUGUCCAUGCUUGACAACCCUAACAGAGAGGUUCACUUUGCAGCGUGUGGAGCACUAAAGAACAUUUCUUUUGGCAAAGAUGCAGACAAUAAAAUUGCCAUUAAGAACUGCGAUGGAGUUCCAGCGCUGAUCAGGCUGCUGAGAAAGACGCGCGAUCAGGACCUCACAGAGAUCAUCACAGGGACUCUAUGGAACCUGUCGUCCCAGGACUCUGUGAAGAUGGAGAUUGUGGAUAACGCGCUGCACGCUCUCUGUGACGAGGUCAUGGUUCCCCAUUCGGGCUGGGAGCGGACGACCAACGGUGCUGGAGGGGGCGAAGAAAACGGCAAGCCCAGAACUCCCGAGUGGGACACGGCGCUCACUAAUACAGCGGGCUGUCUGAGGAACGUGAGUUCAGAGAGAAUUGAGGCGAGGCGGAAGCUGAGAGAGUGCUCCGGUUUGGUCGAUUCCCUCAUGUACAUCGUUCAGUCCCAGAUUAACUGUAAAGAGCUCAGCAAUAAGUUGACUGAGAACUGUAUUUGUCUGCUGAGGAACUUGUCGUAUCAUGUGCACAAAGAAAUACCGAACUUCGAGGCCUACGAUGAGAGCAAACAAGCCAACUUGGGCCCUGCCCCCUCAAGCCAGAGGGCUGGCUGCUUCAGCUCCCGCAAGGGCAAAGAUGAGUGGUUUUCCAAAGGAAAGAAAGAUGAGGAAGCACCUGAAGAGAGAAUAAGUAUCCCACCGAGGGCCACGCCUGCUAAAGGCUAUGAGCUGCUGUUCCAGCCAGAGGUGGUCCGCAUCUACACAUCGAUGCUAAAGGAGAGCCACAACCUCAUCGUGCUGGAAGCCUCAGCUGGAGCCAUUCAGAACCUCUGUGCUGGAAGAUGGACUCACGGACGAUACAUCCGUGCGUUGAUGCGUGAAGAGAAAGGCUUGGUCGUGGUGAGCGAGCUGCUGGACAACACCAAUGACCGAGUCGUCCGUGCCAUGUCCGGAGCGAUCCGUAACCUGGCGAUAGAUCCGCAUAACAAGAAACUGCUCGGUAAAUACGCGGUACCCUACCUGGUGGGAGACUUGCCUGGUGGUGGGCAGAAUCAACCAGUGAAAGCGCUGUCAGAAGAGACAGUGGUGUCCAUACUGAGCACGCUCCAUGAGCUGCUGGGAUCCGACGUGGAGGCUGCAAAAACCUUGAGGGCCUCGCAAGGAAUUGAGAGACUCGUGCUCACCAACAAGGACAGUAACCGCUCAGACCGGGAGGUGCGUGGAGCCGGGCUGGUGCUGCAGAGUGUGUGGGCCCACAAAGAGCUCCGUCGGACCCUGGAGAAGGACGGCUGGAGAAAGACCGACUUUAUGGUCAACUUAAAUCCCCCCAAAUCCGAUGACAAUAGGCUCAAUGGAAGACAUGACGACAGCACUUUGCCUCUCAUUGAUAAAGGUGGGAAAAGAGAUGAAGAAAUGAUUCCAUUGAAUGAGUUUGGACCAGACGCCUACUCCACACUGGACCAGAGAGGCAGAAAGAACACGCUGGAUAAAACACUCGAUGCUGCUGACCAAGAUUCAGUACAGGGAGGGAUGUAUGGGGAGAGGCAGGCUUCAUUGCCUCUGUUGGAUUCUUACGAUGGUUAGGCUACAUCCACUGUCACACUGCAUGUCAGCGCAUGAAGAACUGAUUGUGUGCAUCGCAAGACGACAGCCUCCUCCAACUUACUGCCCCUGCUGAACUGACAACGGGGGCGACCACUACACUACCGCCAGGAUUUAACUCCAACAUGUACACUCACUCCUUUAUGUCGCAGCUUCUCUUCUUCUUCUUCUUCUUCUCUCUCUGUUACAUUCCUCUAUUGCAGCGGACGAAUGAAUGAAACUACAGGAAGUGAUGUGGAUCUAAAGCGCUGCCUGUGGACAACGGAUCGUGACUCUAUAACCACUCUGCUCCGUGAUUCAAUAACCACUAAGUUUGAGUUUGUGGCUUAUGAUUCUACAUCUCUGUGAACAGCACUACAGUACAACCUACCAGGAAGACACUAAAAGGCCUGAUUUGACACUUUUUAAUGGAAAUGAUCAGACUGGAACACUUUGUGGGGAAGUUUUAUAUUCAUGAUGAUGACACUAUUUUGACAAAAUCAAGGGAAUGUGUUUUUUUUUUCUUCCCUGACUUUUGCUGGCUAUACGCUACAAAAUUCUCUGACAAUAAUUGUUUCUGUCUUAUUAGAUCUGUUUAAAGCUUCUGCCUCUUGUUGCUGUAGUGGUUGAUCCUCUACUUGCUUUGCUCUGAACUGCUACUUGUAUACAUGCUUCCUAUCUGUGCCAAAAUGUUGAGGCAGAGUUCAAAAUCUUUUUUUUCUUUCAGUAGCUGCACUAAAAAAUGUCCUUUGCUUUAUUUGACGUGCCGCCUGUGUUUCAAAGUUUGCAUCGCUGAUCUCUUUGGGGCCUCUGACUUUGGUGAAUAUCCAUAAAUAUAAAUCAGUGCAAGUAUCUGUAAUACAUAUGUGUCAGUACAGAGGAAUAAAUGAGAAUAUUUUUCCUCUGGCUUGUUGGAACAGACAGAAGAGUCUGUAUUUAAAGUGAUCCUUCUUCCAAAUAGUUUAAUAAUCCUGGAAAGUCUUGGGAGAUGCCAAAGCAUCCGUCAAACUGGAUCUGCUGGUCUUUAUGAAUGUGCAAGAGAACUGUUGCUAACAGUGAGCUAACUGGAGUGCCUCACAUAUUGGAUGUAUCCAACAUAGCCUGAAAAGACAAACGUUUUUCACUUUCUCCUAUUGCUACAGCUUAUAUGUUGGGAAUACAGCAAGGGGGUUUUAAAGCCUGUUCUGGAAGAAUAAGUGAGCUAAUGUUUAAAAUCUCCUCUUUGUAUGGCAUAAAAUUCUCGAUUUCUGUUUAACUUACUGCUUCAGAACACUAUUUCCAAGGCAAAUCCAUGUUGUGAGUUUUAGCCCACAUUUGUUAGUGCCGAGUGAGAUGUAGAUAUUGUCUGGAUUGUUAAAAGAAGCACUAUAGGGGGGAAAAUGUAUUUGGGUUGUUUUGUUUAGUUGGUUGUUUUUUUUUUGCUUUGUUUUUUUUUUUUUUUUUUUUUUUUUUACUUUUCCAUUCCAGGUGAAAAAUGAUUCUCUUUUUCCCUAAACGGACAAAUUGCCUUCGACCAUAAAUUUAAUAAAGUUGGAGAACAGCAAAGGAUCAUGUCAGAAAAUCUGUAAGGAGGCGUAGAACACAAUUUGCUACUAGUUAAAAUGGUGAAAAGAAUAAAAGCACAUCUAAACUAUAUAUAUUCAAGAGAAUAUUUGUUAAUUUUAAUGGUUUUAUGUAUUUUCUUUUUAUAUUGAUUUGGGAGUUCAUUGUUUCGGGUGUGCUGGGUGAAUGCAUAUGCAAUCAGUUUUUAUGUUUUGAUUGAAAAAGAACUGAGUUUACGUCCUAAUUAAAUGCAAACCAACAUAGCUGGAUUAAAUCAAACUUCCUACGCAGAACAUUCUGAUUGUGGAUUACACCUUAAUCUCUUUGCCUUGGCUCUUAAAAGUUGCACAUUCUCAUUUAUGAUUGAAUUAUGUAACUAGCAAUAAUGUUUUUAAUAAAAAAGAAAGCUAGA